AAACCACACACUUCUCCCCCAAACAAUAACAAAAAAUCAUAAUCAAAUCAUACAAAAAUUUCAUCUUUCUCUUUCUUUCUAACGCCUCCUACUUUCUUUUUUCAUUUCUUAUAUUUAAAAAUCACAUCUUCCCAUAUAAUCAAAGUCCGAUCUUUUCAGUUUUCACCCAAGUUUUUCUGAGACCAAAAUCUUUGUUAUUAUUAUGGGUAGUUGGAGAAGAAAAGAACAUGUAGAAAGUUUUAAUCAUGGAAUGAGAUCACAGACCAGAAAUCAACCUACUGAGAUUUGGCAGUCAACUGUUCCGAAAUGGGAAAAGGAUUUCUGUUACACAGUUGGUUCAGUUCCAUGGAGGAAAGUAUUGGACACGAAAAAGUACAUUCAUUUACAUGAGAAUAUUGUAAAAUGGAACGAUUCGGCCUCAGAAGAGGCGUUCAGACAAGCAAAAAACAGAUUUUGGGCACACAUUAAUGGCCUUGCAUCUGAAGUAGUAUUACCUGAUCCAGAUAUCUACAUUGAUGAAGUUGAUUGGAACUCGGAGAUUGAUCCCGAGCUACUUCUUGAUUUGGAGAGAAAACCAGAACCGUCUGAUUACACUAAUCACGAUGAGAAGGUUCUUAACCUUGACAAUUCUCAUAACCUCAACCAGAUCAACCUAAGCCUUGACCACAUUGCCCCAACUGGAUGGGGUGAUGCUGAAGAAGAUUUCAAAGCCGAUACUUCUUCUAGGGAACGGAGACAGACAUGGAAUACGAACGGUUGGAAGAACAACGAUGACUAUGCUUGGCAGAACUCUGGCUAUCGAAAAACAAGAUUUUCGGGCAAUCACUAUCAGCAGAGAGAAUAUGGAUAUAGAGGAAGGAGGAGGCAGUGGAACUGCGCACCGGUUAAUAACAACCAAAGUGGUUCGGGCCGAGGAGGAAAUGCUUGGGGUUUGGAGAAACAAAUUUGGUAAAUAGAGUCAUCAAGAGUUAAUUUCAUUCAUAUUCUUUGGCAAGCAAUUUGAGAGUAUUAUAUAGCUAUAAUAAGAGUUUAACUAUAUUUUUUGUUCAAGUAUAUAAAAAGAAAGAGAAAUAUAUAUAUAUACAUAUAUGAAGGUUAUAUAGAUAAAGCCUUUUGGUAGGUAUGAACUAUGAAUUGAAGGCAGUUUUGGUUCCAAUUUCACAUUGGUUGAGUAAGACAUUUACUUUUGUUUUUUGA
Molecule: messenger RNA, 1197 nt
Organism: Cannabis sativa
Lineage: Eukaryota; Viridiplantae; Streptophyta; Magnoliopsida; Rosales; Cannabaceae
Exons: 2
Coding region: 203-952 (249 amino acids)
Source: RefSeq, a predicted model, not a curated record